Messenger RNA from Nomascus leucogenys (northern white-cheeked gibbon), 1456 nucleotides. RefSeq names its product aldo-keto reductase family 1 member B1 (gene AKR1B1). Gene Ontology annotation, molecular function: aldose reductase (NADPH) activity. NCBI's taxonomy places the organism in Eukaryota, Metazoa, Chordata, Mammalia, Primates, Hylobatidae. The record is from RefSeq and is a predicted model, not a curated record. Gene Ontology annotation, cellular component: cytosol.
AGAAGGCUCCUUCGCGUAGCGGCGCGCCAACCGCAGGCGCCCUGUCUGCCGACCUCACGGGCUAUUUAAAGGUACGCGCCGCAGCCAAGGCCGCACCGUACUGGGCGGGGGUCUGGGGAGCGCGGCAGCCAUGGCCGGCCAUCUCGUGCUCAACAACGGCGCCAAGAUGCCCAUCCUGGGGUUGGGUACCUGGAAGUCCCCUCCAGGGCAGGUGACUGAGGCCGUGAAGGUGGCCAUUGACGUUGGGUACCGCCACAUCGACUGUGCCCAUGUGUACCAGAAUGAGAAUGAGGUGGGGGUGGCCAUUCAGGAGAAGCUCAGGGAGCAGGUGGUGAAGCGUGAGGAGCUCUUCAUCGUCAGCAAGCUGUGGUGCACGUACCAUGAGAAGGGCCUGGUGAAAGGAGCCUGCCAGAAGACACUCAGCGACCUGAAGCUGGACUACCUGGACCUCUACCUUAUUCACUGGCCGACUGGCUUUAAGCCUGGGAAGGAAUUUUUUCCAUUGGAUGAGUCGGGCAAUGUGGUUCCCAGUGACACCAACAUUCUGGACACGUGGGCGGCCAUGGAAGAGCUGGUGGAUGAAGGGCUGGUGAAAGCUAUUGGCAUCUCCAACUUCAACCAUCUCCAGGUGGAGACGAUCUUAAACAAACCUGGCUUAAAGUAUAAGCCUGCAGUUAACCAGAUUGAGUGCCACCCAUACCUCACUCAGGAGAAGUUAAUCCAGUACUGCCAGUCCAAAGGCAUCGUGGUGACCGCCUACAGCCCCCUUGGCUCUCCUGACAGGCCCUGGGCCAAGCCCGAGGACCCUUCCCUCCUGGAGGAUCCCAGAAUCAAGGCAAUCGCAGCCAAGCACAAUAAAACUACAGCCCAGGUCCUGAUCCGGUUCCCCAUGCAGAGGAACUUGGUGGUGAUCCCCAAGUCUGUGACACCAGAACGCAUUGCUGAGAACUUUAAGGUCUUUGACUUUGAACUGAGCAGCCAGGAUAUGACCACCUUACUCAGCUACAACAGGAACUGGAGGGUCUGUGCCUUGUUGAGUUGUACCUCCCACAAGGAUUACCCCUUCCAUGAAGAGUUUUGAAGCUGUGGAUGCCUGCUCGUCCCUAAAAGUGACCUAUACCUGUGUUUCCUGCCUCAUUUUUUUCCUUGCAAAUGUAGUAUGGCCUGUGUCACUCAGCAGUAGGACAGCAACCUGUAGAGUGGCCAGCGAGGGCGUGUCUAGCUUGCUGUUGGAUCUCAAGAGCCCUGUCAGUAGAGUAGGAGUCUCUUCCAGUUUGCUUUGCCCUUCUUUCUACCCUGCUGGAGAAAGUACAACCUGAAUACCCUUUUCUGACCAAAGAGAAGCAAAAUCUACCAGGUUAAAAUAGUGCCACUAACAGUUGAGUUUUGACUGCUUGGAACUGUAAUUCUUUCAGCAAGACUUCUCUUUGCCUCAAAUAAAAAGUGCUUUUGUGAG